Molecule: messenger RNA, 1440 nt
Organism: Arabis nemorensis
Lineage: Eukaryota; Viridiplantae; Streptophyta; Magnoliopsida; Brassicales; Brassicaceae
Source: the annotation of a GenBank genome assembly
AUGCAUUUCGCUGUUCCCAUGGCUGGAGCUGUUCUUAACCCUAUCAACAUCCGUCUCGAUGCAAAAUCCAUUGCCGCAAUCCUCCGCCACGCCCAGCCCAAAAUGUUAUUCAUUGACGGCAAUUUUGAGCCAUUGGCCAGAGAAAUCCUCCACCUACUAUCAUAUGAGGACGCACAAUUGAAUCUGCUGUUCGUAUUCAUUGACGAAACCGAUUUCCCUAAAAGGCCUUCGUCCAAUGAGUUAGACUACGAGUGUCUCAUCGGCAGAGGAGAACCUACGUCCAGUUUGGAUCCUCUCUCAUUGAACUACACUUCCGGUACGACGGCCGAUCCGAAAGGUGUAGUAGUAAGCCACCGUGGAGCAUAUUUGAGCUCUUUAAGUGCGAUUAUUGGCUGGGAAAUGAGGACCUGCCCGGUCUACCUUUGGACUCUGCCUAUGUUUCAUUGCAAUGGUUGGACUCUCACGUGGUCAGUGGCAGCACGUGGGGGAACUAACGUGUGUAUUAGGCACGUUACUGCCCCAGAGAUCUAUAAGAACAUAGAAUUGCAUGGAGUGACGCAUAUGUGUUGCGUUCCUACUGUCCGGGCCCGUUCAGGUGCUGACCGGAGGUUCGUCGCCGCCCGCUGCUCUUUUGUUAAGAAAAUUCAGCUGCUUGGAUUUCAAGUGAUGCAUGCCUAUGGGCUUACGGAGGCUACUGGUCCAGCUCUCUUUUGUGAGUGGCAAGACGAGUGGAACAGACUACCAGAGAAUCAACAGUUGAAGCUCAAGAGAAGGCAAGGAGUAGGAAUCUUAACUCUAGCUGACUUUGACGUGAAGAACACAGAGACUCAGGAAAGUGUUCCACGCGACGGAAAGACGAUGGGAGAGAUUGUCAUCAAAGGAAGCAGCAUAAUGAAAGGGUAUCUAAAGAAUCCCAAAGCUACAUUUGAAGCGUUUAAACACGGAUGGCUCUACACGGGAGACAUAGGUGUGAUUCAUCCGGAUGGGCACAUAGAGAUCAAAGAUCGUUCCAAAGACAUCAUCAUCUCGGGUGGGGAGAACAUUAGCAGUGUUGAAGUCGAGAAUGUUCUUUACAAGUACCAGGGAGUGCUUGAGGCCGCAGUUGUGGCCAUGCCUCACCCUGUGUGGGGUGAAACUCCGUGCGCGUUCGUUGUUUUAGAAAAGAGUAAGACUAAUGAAGGUAAUCCUAAAGCAAAAUUGGUGUCCAAAGAAAGAGAGUUCAUUGAGUAUUGCCGUGAGAAUCUGCCUCGUUUUAUGUGUCCAAGAAAGGUUGUCUUUGUGGAAGAACUGCCAAAGAAUGGCAAUGGAAAGAUCCUUAAGCCUAAAGUGAGAGACAUCGCUAAAAGUUUGGUUGUCGAUGAUGAGGAUAAUGUUAGUUCCAAGAAAGUUCAACGGCACGAAGAGAGAAGUGUUGUUGAUUGCCUUACUUCUCGGCUCUAA